GUGGAAUGUGUGAUUCCACCAUGGGUCUCGUAUAUGUACACGCGUAAAUGAAAGUGUGUAGGCGUACGGUCGUACUUCGUAGUACACACCGUCUGGCCUGGUGUCGCGUCGUUGCUCUCGUAAAAAAGAAUGGAGAAUGUAGGGAAGAUCAUCGUAGUAUGGGGCAGAAAAACGAUCGAGGUGCCAGACGUGAACCUGUCCGACACCGUCCGCGGGUUGAAAAAAAGGAUAUACAAGGAAACCGGCAUCCUUCCGCAACGUCAGAAACUCUUGAACCUUCGAACCAAAGAAUCGUUGCUCCCACCAGGCAAAGCAUCGCAAGAGGAGGAAACCCUGGUGAAUUUGGGCAUGAAACCCGGAUUCAAGCUAAUGCUGAUGGGCUCGCGUGAAGAGGACAUCGCGGAGGCUCGCCGCGCGCCAAAAGACUUGCCCGACGUUAUUAACGACUUUAACACGGAAGAGGACGAGCUGGAAGUUGAGAACGCUAUGUUGUGUCUGCUUCAAAUUCAAUGUAGAAUCGACUGCUACAGGUUCGUAGAAUUGAAUCCGUUCAGAGAGGGAAAGAAACUGUUGGUGGUCGAUAUAGAUCACACGAUUUUCGAUCCAAUGUCGACGGCGGAGACUGGUGCCGAAUUGAUGCGGCCCUUUCUUCAUCAAUUCUUAACCCUGGCUUAUCUAAAUUAUGACAUAGUGAUUUGGUCGGCUACCAGUAUGAAGUGGAUCGACGAGAAGAUGAAAGUGCUCGGUGUUGCCAAUAAUCCGUACUACAAGAUAGCCUGCCAGCUCGACUCCAGGGCCAUGAUCAAUGUUCGCACAUCGAAACAUGGCACUGUCACGGCAAAGCCGCUGGCGGUCAUUUGGGGUAAAUACAAACAGUUCUCCGCGAAGAACACGAUAAUGUUUGACGACAUUAGAAGAAACUUUAUCAUGAAUCCACAAUCGGGAUUGAAGAUAAAACCCUUCAGGCACGCUCACCUCACAGGAAGAACUGACAUUGAACUGUUAAAGUUGUCCCAGUAUUUAUUAUUGAUAGCCAACGUCGACGACUUUCAGACAUUGAAUCACAGAAAAUGGGAGGAGUAUAUAAUCGACAAAAUCAAAGAAGAAGAGAGGAGAAACAUGGAGGGAAGUGAGAGCAAGAGUGAAUAAGCGUUUCUUUGGUUCUUUUUUUUUUAAAGAAUGUUAAAUGCUUGUUAAAUUUUAUGAAGUUUUCAUUGAUCGGACACGCCAAUCGACUGUUGUGGAUUCGCCGCGCGAAAGCCAAACUCUUCUUCGGUCAAAUGAACAGCUCGUGUAAAAGGACAUCAUCAUUUUAAUAUUCUUCCAUGGACGUGGACACGCGACGAUAUUAGUGAUAACGUUGACUAAUCCAUUCGCAUAUUUUCACACGCCUUUUUGUAUUUAUAAUGUACUUAUCAGUUUAUUGUGGAACAUAUAGAAGAUAUGUAAUCACAGAUCAUUGAAAUAAAUCUUAUGUCUUUCAAA
This is a messenger RNA of Ceratina calcarata, 1485 nucleotides long. RefSeq names its product Ubiquitin-like domain-containing C-terminal domain phosphatase 1 (gene Ublcp1). The coding region runs from base 130 to 1149 and encodes 339 amino acids. The transcript is spliced from 2 exons. Gene Ontology annotation, cellular component: nucleus. Lineage: Eukaryota; Metazoa; Arthropoda; Insecta; Hymenoptera; Apidae. The record is from RefSeq and is a predicted model, not a curated record. Gene Ontology annotation, biological process: protein dephosphorylation; regulation of proteasome assembly. Gene Ontology annotation, molecular function: protein binding; protein serine/threonine phosphatase activity.